Dioscorea cayenensis subsp. rotundata (Guinea yam) is the source of this 3066-nucleotide messenger RNA. RefSeq names its product formin-like protein 1. Gene Ontology annotation, biological process: actin cytoskeleton organization; actin nucleation. The record is from RefSeq and is a predicted model, not a curated record. Gene Ontology annotation, molecular function: actin filament binding. Lineage: Eukaryota; Viridiplantae; Streptophyta; Magnoliopsida; Dioscoreales; Dioscoreaceae.
AUCCAUUAACCCCAUCACAACCAUCCCACUAGCACUGUUCCUUCUUAAUCCUAAUUAAUCUUCACUAAUCACAAUUAAUCACUCAUUCACACAUCACCCUCCAAAUUUACUAUACACUCCUACAUAGUUCAUACCACUUCUUCUUUCUUCUUUCCAUUCAAUCUUCAUCUUCAUCUUCAUCUUCAUCUUCUUCUUUCUUCUUGUUAUCCUUCCUUCCCACAAUGCCCCUGCUAUUCCUAUUUUCCCUCUUACCUCUCCUGCUAUCUCACUCAUAUUCCACUCUUAUUCCAAAUCGCCGAACACUUCAUCAACCUUUCUUUCCCAUUCUAUCCCCACCUCCUUCUCAACCACCAUCUCCGUCCAUCCCAAAAUACCCUUCAUCCUCCACCACCUCAUCCUCCAAUUCCCAACCUUUCUUCCCAUCUUACCCUUCCCCUCCACCACCUUCCUCCUCCUCCUCCUCCUCCGUCCCCACUUUUCCGGCCAACAUCUCCUCUUUAACUUUUCCCUCUUCCCAUUCUACCCCUUCUCGCUCUUCCCGCAAACUCCUCCCAGCUAUACUUCUCCCUCUCUUCAUUCUCUCUCUUCUCUCUCUCACCCUCGCCUUUUUACUCCACCGUCGCCGGCAUUCCCGGAAUGCCCCCCGAUCCGACGGCGAACAACUCUUCUCCACCCCAUCCAACGGCCAGAAACCAACCCCCGCUGUGACCACCACCACUGCUUCUGAUUUCUUGUACUUGGGAACUCUUGUGAGCUCUCGCAGUCGGAGUGCGGAUCCCGAGGAUGGCUUCUCUGCCGUUGGAUCCCCUUACAGGAAGCUCGGCGCGAGAUCGCCGGAGCUCCACCCUCUCCCGCCGCUCUCCCGCCAGCUCCGUCGCCAUGGCGGUGCUGAUGGGUGCUCCUCUGAUGAGGAGUUUUACUCGCCGCGAGGGUCGUCGGCUGGGAAGGAAAGCUCUGGGCUUGGAUCUAGUUCUAGAGGAACCUUCCGGCCUUCGGCAUUGCCGGAACCCGGGUCGCAUAGCUCGACCCAUAGCUCGCCGUCGUACCCGGCGUCGUCGCCGAGCCUUCCGUCUCCGGUUCGUGCGAGAUCCACUGAGAAAUCUCAGCCGCCUCCACCCCCGCCUCCGCCACCUCCUCCGGCGCUGCGGCCGUUGACCCCGUCGCCACCGAAGAGGAAGCCGCCUCUGAGUUGCCCUCCAGCUGUGAAGAAUUUAGAUCGGAAGUCGUGGCAGUUGACUCCUCCACCGCCACCACCGCCGCCGCCCUCUGGGUAUUGGGAGAAUCGUGUUCGGAGUGCGCCGCCGGCCCUUGUGAAGCCACAGCCAAUUGGUCUCAAGAAUGUGGUUGCUGAUCCGGCUCCUCCGGUGGCUGAAGAGCAUGCGGAUGAGGUGGAGAAGAAUGAGGAGGAGAAUCUGAGGCCAAAGUUGAAGCCUUUACAUUGGGAUAAGGUCCGGGCAAGCUCAGACCGUGCAAUGGUCUGGGAUCAGCUGAAGUCCAGUUCUUUCCAGUUGAACGAGGAGAUGAUUGAGACAUUGUUUGUCUGCAAUCCAGCGAGCACAGCGCCGAAGGAGACGAACUGGCGGCCUGUGCUCCCUGUACCAAAUUCAGAGAACAGAGUACUUGACCCAAAGAAGUCACAGAACAUUGCUAUUUUGCUCAGGGCACUGAAUGUUACCAAGGAGGAAGUCUGUGAAGCACUUUUAGAAGGUAAUACAGAUAGCCUGGGAACUGAACUUCUGGAGACAUUGUUAAAGAUGGCUCCUAGCAAAGAGGAAGAAGGUAAACUGAGAGACUACAAAGAUGAUUCGCCAUUUAAGCUGGGCCCAGCAGAAAAAUUUCUGAAGGCAGUCCUUGAUAUCCCAUUUGCAUUUAAAAGAGUGGAUGCAAUGCUUUACAUUGCAAAUUUUGAUUCGGAGGUCAAUUACCUUAAAAAAUCAUUCGAAACUCUUGAGGCAGCCUGUGAAGAGCUGAGGAGCAGCCGCUUAUUUCUCAAGCUACUAGAGGCAGUCCUCAAGACGGGGAACCGAAUGAAUGUUGGAACCAAUCGGGGUGAUGCAAAGGCCUUUAAGCUUGAUACUCUCCUCAAACUGGUUGAUGUUAAAGGCACUGAUGGCAAGACCACCCUUCUCCAUUUUGUCGUCCAAGAAAUUAUCAGAGCAGAAGGCUCCCGCCUUUCCGCCAAUUCAUCAACUACCAAAACUCAGGCAAGUACAUUACAAGAUGACCUCGAGCACAAAAAGCUUGGCCUCCAAGUUGUUGCCGGACUUGGAGGAGAGCUCAGCAACGUGAAGAAGGCAGCUGCAAUGGACUCUGAUGUGCUCAGUAGCUAUGUCUCCAAACUUGCUGCUGGAAUCAACAAGAUCAGUGAGGUCUUGAGAUUGAAUGAGGCCAACAAAGGUACAAACGAGAGCAGUGAUCAAUUCGACAAAGCCAUGAGUGAGUUCUUGAAGAAGGCAGAAGAUGACAUCAUAAAAGUUCAAGCUCAAGAGAGUGUGGCCCUGUCUCUGGUCAAGGAAAUAACCGAAUAUUUCCAUGGCAAUUCAGCCAAGGAAGAAGCUCACCCAUUCAGAAUUUUCAUGGUGGUAAGAGACUUUCUCACAGUUCUUGAUCAGGUAUGCAAAGAAGUCGGGAAGAUCAAUGAUCGCCACUUUGUUACCUCAGCUCGACAGCUUCCCGUGCCAGUGAAUCCAACUCUGCCGCCGUUGUUUCCCCGGCUUCAUGCAUUGAGGCCUGAGAGCUCUGAUGAUGAAAGUUCAUCGUCGUCUUGAAUUCAUUGGACUAGCAUUUCUCAGGCAGCAAAUUUUUGUGCUAUCAACAAUCAGCCGGAAGCCUGGCUGAACAUCUAUCAAAACACCGGAUGACUCUUCUUCUUGUAUGUGUAGAAAUUGAUGUAAAAUGUUCUUUAGAUGUUUAUUAUGGCCACAUAUAUUUAUAUAUAUAGAAUGAUAUCUAAAUGUAGGUCAGAAUAAGAUGAGGGAAUAGGCCUUUUUUUAUAUGUAUAUCUGCUUUAAUUUAUUAAUUUUAGCAAUAUCUAUGCAUCAGUUCAAAGAAAGUUGCAUUUGUUUC